GCCGUUGGUCGUUGUCCGUGGCUUUCUAAGCUUCGUACCUUAAUUUCGAAAUUCGAAUAGCUUCAUCCUUCCACAAAACAUCACAUAAUCUACCAUAUUUCAUCACGUCGCAUCGCACGGCACGGCGUAUGUAACCGUGGCCAUUUUCGUAAUCCGAAUCGAUCCCAUUUAUUUGUUUACAUCGGUAAUCACUGGCCUCCUCCGCCAUCAAUAAGCCCUUCGUCGCGCAACUGUUCCCUUGAUUCGUCACCUUCGUUGAUAGACGCAUCGACUCGUUCUAUCUCAAGAUGCCCGGUCUGGUCACCGCUACUGGCGUGCUAGCCUUUUUGGCCGACGAGGAACCCGAGCUCAAGGUCUUCGCCCUGCAGACACUUAACGAUGAUAUCGACACCGUUUGGUUCGAGGUCGCCAGCGCUCUAGGUCAGAUCGAGGCUCUGUACGAGGACGAAUCUUUCCCCGAACGCAAGCUAGCUGCUCUCGUCCUGUCCAAAGUUUACUAUCACCUCCAAGCCUACGAUGAGAGCAUGUUCUUUGCCCUGGCCGCGGGCGAGCUCUUUAAGCUAGACAACCCCGGCGAGUUUGAGGAGACUAUCAUCUCCAACUGCGUCGACCACUACAUCGCUACCAAGAACGAGAACCACACCGUCGUCAGCAAGAAGGAUACUUCCCUGCCCGCUCUCGCCACUGCGUUUUCCAGCACUGCCAUCGACGGUAGUGCUUCCGCUCUGAUCUCGCCUACGACGCCCUUCUCCCAGUCCACCUUGCCCUCCAAGUCUCUUCUUUCUCGCGCUUCCACCGACAAUACCAUUCUCGAGCCUUCUUUCGAGCCGCAGAAGAAACAGCACCGGUCGUCCUCCGUCGCUUUGACCAACAAUGAGCUCGAUACCCGACGCGCGAUUGACAAUGUUAUCGAACGUCUGUUCGAGAGCUGUCUGAAGGAGAGGCGUUAUCAGCAGGUCGUGGGCAUCGCCGUCGAGGCGAAGCGGCUCGAUGUCGUCAGCAAAGUGAUCCAGCGCGCCGACGACGACUACAAGCGCAAUAAGGGCAAGUCAACCCAAGACGACGCCAUGGGUCCCGCCGAAGAGCUUCUAGACUACUGUCUGGGCAUCUGCAUGGACGUUGUGCAGGAGCGAGCUUUCCGUGACGACAUUCUGCAGCUCAUCCUCGACAUUCUCGCUAGCGGUCGCGCCAAGGAUCCCGACUACUUCUCCAUCGCCAAGUGCAUCGUCUACCUAAACAAGGACGAGCAGGCGCGCACCGUCAUCCAGCACCUCGUCAAGGCCGAGACUAUAGAAGCCACCGCCAUAGCCUACCAGUUCGCCUUCGACCUAUACGACAACGGCACGCAAGGCUUCUUAGGUAAGGUCAUAUCAGGUUUGCCGAAGGGCGAGCCUGUUCAGAAGAAGGUCGACGACGCUGCUGGCGAAGCCGAGAGCGACCCUCUUCUAAGCAACGACGCCAACGCUGGCGACGCCGAGUCCGCGGAAGUGGAUGAGAAGAAGGCCGCGAUCUACAAGAACAUCCGCUCCAUCCUCGAUGGUACCAAGACUAUCAAGCUCAACCUCGAAUUCCUCUACCGCAACAACCACUAUGACCCUUACAUCCUGGCCAAGGUCCGUGACAGCUUGGAGGGCCGGAAUUCCAUCUUCCACACCGCCGUCACCUUCUGCAAUGCCUUCAUGAACCAGGGUACGACAAACGACAAGUUCUUCAGGGACAAUUUGGAAUGGCUAGGUAAAGCCGUCAACUGGUCCAAAUUCACCGCUACCGCAGCCUUGGGCGUGAUCCAUCGCGGAAAUCUCUCACAGUCCAAGAAGCUCUUGGAGCCUUAUCUCCCUCGGGGCGCCGGCGGUAUCAGCGGCGGUUCCCCGUACUCCCAGGGCGGUGCUCUCUAUGCGUACGGCCUCAUCCACGCGAACCAUGGCGCCGACGCCCUAGAUUACCUCAAGACCCAGUUCACUGCUGCCGAAGAGGAAGUCAUCCAGCAUGGUGGCGCCCUCGGGCUGGGUCUUGCCGGUAUGGCGAGCGGGAACGAGGAGAUCUUCGAGAACCUCAAGGCCGUCCUCUACGCCGAUUCCGCUCUUAAUGGUGAGGCUGUCGGUCUCUCUAUGGGCUUGAUCAUGCUAGGCACCGGCAACGUCAAGGCGUUAGAAGAUAUGGUCGCUUACGCGCACGAAACGUCUCACGAGAAGAGUGUGCGAGGCUUAGCGUUGGGUAUGGCCUUGAUCAUGUACGGCCAGCAGGAGGGCGCGGAUGUUAUGAUAGAGGGUCUCCUAAACGACCCGGAUCCAACGUUGCGAUACGGCGGCAUCAUGACCGUGGCGAUGGCCUACUGCGGCACCGGCAGCAAUAAGGCCAUCCGAAAGUUGCUACACGUCGCCGUCAGCGACGUCAAUGAUGACGUGCGACGGAUCGCCGUCAUGAGCUUGGGCUUCAUUCUAUUCCGCAAGCCUGGUAGCGUCCCCCGUAUGGUCGAGCUCCUCUCUGAGUCGUACAACCCUCACGUCCGUUAUGGUUCGGCUAUGGCGCUCGGUAUCUCGUGCGCCGGAACCGGAUUGGACGAGGCUAUCGACCUGCUAGAGCCUAUGAUGAAGGAUCCUACCGAUUUCGUCCGACAGGGCGCCCUGAUCGCCUUAGCCAUGAUCAUGAUCCAGCAGAACGAGGUGAUGAACCCCAAGGUCGCGGCGAUCCGCAAGACUUUGAAGAAGGUAGUCGGCGACCGCCACGAAGAUGCUAUGACCAAAUUCGGCGCGGCCCUCGCUCUAGGUAUCAUCGACGCCGGCGGACGCAAUUGCACGAUCGGACUGCAGACCCAGACCGGCAACCUCAACAUGGCCGGCGUUGUGGGCAUGGCCGUAUUCACUCAGUACUGGUACUGGUUCCCGUUCACCCACUUCUUGUCCCUGGCUUUCAGCCCGACCUCGAUCAUCGCCCUCGACCACGACUUGGAUAUCAUUGACGUCAAAUUCCAUUGCGCUACGAAGCCGAGUCUCUUCGACUACCCUCCAGAGCAAGAGGUCAAGACUGAGGAGGGCCCGACGAUGAUCGCCACCGCCAUCCUAUCGACCACCGCCCAGGCGAAGCGGCGAGCUCAGAAGAAAGAGAAGGCGCAGCGACGAGAGAGCAUGGAUAUCGAUUCCACCACUACCCCGACUAUCUCCAAGCCUAGCGCUAGUGGCGAAAAGAUGGAUAUCGACUCGAAGGGUAAGCCGAGCGAGGAGGUGAAAGACAAGAAAGAGGGCGAGACUCCGGCGCCGGGUGAGAAGGAAAGCUCGACACCUCCGACGGACGUCAAGAAAAAGGCGGAGAAGGAAAAGGCCGGCUACGACAUCGAGAACAUGAGCCGAGUCCUGCCGGCACAGCUCAAGUAUAUCAGCCUCGCCAAGGGCCGUUACUGGCCUGUCAAGCUGGUGAGAGCUGGUCCAUUGCCGACCGGUGGUCCCAUACUUCUUCACGACAUGCAGCCCGAGAAGGAAAAGGCGCUUAUCGAGGAGAAGCUGAAGGUGAUGACGACAGAGAAGGCACCCGUCGCCGGUGCCGGCAGCGGUCAGAACCGCAACCCUCGAACUGUCGAGGAAGCCCUCCUGAGCCGGCUUGGUCGGGACCCUCUCGCUACUCCGAGUCGGAACACCAGCGGCGCUGCGGCGGCAGCCGGUGUUCUGACCGCCGUCGACGAGGAUGCCGAGGGAGACGAAGAAGCGGAGCCGCCCAACGACUUCGACUACUACACCGACGAGGAGGAAGACGACUAAUCGGUCGUCCGAAGAAGUCGACGGCGUGUACUUAUACCUUGCUUGUAACAUAGAAAGGCCCCUCGCGGGCGAUAAUAGCAAACUAGAAAGCCUUCAAGGCUUAGACCGCGUCGUAUGUCCGAGUAUCGGUCUGAAUUAGUCUUGGUUCCCAUAUGUGACGCGACGGAGAAUAACCUGGUGUAAGAAGACGAUUGCUUCCUGUCAGUGACGUCAAACGCCUUCUGUUUUUCCAAACAAUUCGAUAGCCGUUUACGUUCACA
Annulohypoxylon truncatum is the source of this 4012-nucleotide messenger RNA. RefSeq names its product 26S proteasome regulatory complex, non-ATPase subcomplex, Rpn2/Psmd1 subunit. The coding region runs from base 288 to 3752 and encodes 1154 amino acids. The transcript is spliced from 3 exons. Gene Ontology annotation, cellular component: proteasome complex; proteasome regulatory particle, base subcomplex; nucleus. NCBI's taxonomy places the organism in Eukaryota, Fungi, Ascomycota, Sordariomycetes, Xylariales, Hypoxylaceae. The record is from RefSeq and is a predicted model, not a curated record. Gene Ontology annotation, biological process: regulation of protein catabolic process; proteasome-mediated ubiquitin-dependent protein catabolic process. Gene Ontology annotation, molecular function: enzyme regulator activity.